Sinocyclocheilus rhinocerous is the source of this 1131-nucleotide messenger RNA. Its product is annotated as charged multivesicular body protein 5-like. Bases 41 to 742 code for a protein of 233 amino acids. NCBI's taxonomy places the organism in Eukaryota, Metazoa, Chordata, Actinopteri, Cypriniformes, Cyprinidae. The transcript is spliced from 8 exons. The record is from RefSeq and is a predicted model, not a curated record. Gene Ontology annotation, biological process: vesicle budding from membrane; late endosome to vacuole transport via multivesicular body sorting pathway. Gene Ontology annotation, cellular component: multivesicular body.
UCUACGACCAACCGGAACAUGCUUACUGUGAUCAGUAUUUAUGUACCUUAACAAAGCAAAUAAGUAUCAGUCCCGUUUAAAAAUGAACCGAAUUUUCGGUCGGAGCAAACAAACGCCUACUCCUAACCUGUCUGACUGCAUAGGCAAUGUGGAUACGAGGAUCGAGUCAGUCGAUAAGAAAAUAGCGAGAAUCGACGCAGAGCUAAUGAAGUAUAAGGACCACAUGAAAAAGAUGAGGGAUGGACCCUCAAAAAAUGCAGUGAAACAGAAGGCGAUGAGAGUACUAAAACAAAAGAGAAUGUAUGAAGGUCAAAGAGAUCAGCUUUCCCAGCAGUCAUUUAAUAUGGAACAAGCCAACUAUACUAUCCAGUCUUUGAGGGACACCAAAACAACAGUGGAGGCUAUGAAGAUUGGGGCAAAAGAAAUGAAGAAAGCAUAUAAACAAGUGAAGAUGGAUCAGAUUGAAGACCUGCACGAUCAACUGGAGGACAUGAUGGAAGAGGCUAACGAGGUGCAGGAAGCUCUGAGUCGCAGCUAUGGCACACCAGAGAUCGAUGAGGAUGAGCUAGAAGCAGAGCUGGAUGCUCUGGGAGAUGAGUUACUGCUGGAUGAUGACAGCUCUUACUUAGAUGAAGCCUCGUCUGCACCCUCCAUUCCUGAAGGAAUGCCCAGUGACACUAAAACCAAUAAGGAUGGAGUUCUGGUCGAUGAGUUUGGCCUACCACAGAUCCCUGCCACAUAAGAAUCUGUUCUCUGAUCAGUGUUUUGUUUACUGGUGGAGGACGUUUUUCUUGUGCUGAUGGUAUUGAACCUGUGUUGUAUUCAUUGCCCAGUCUAGCACACGGUAUUGUACAUGAAGCGUGAUUUUCUAGUUUUAUUUAGAAUUUGGUAAUAUAAACAUGUUCGCCUGAUUUCCAUAACCCAGUAAAUUCCGACGAGAUUACAGUUUUUAGAUAUCCAAUUUAAACUCCUGGCAUAUCCUUUAGUAAUCAGAAUUUUGGAUCACCUACUUUCCCUUGUAUCUGAACAUACCUCUUUAUUAAUGCAUGUUCAAACAAAAAUAGUUUUGGAUGAUAACUUUGGAGAUACAAACAGUUUGGGAAAGUCGAGUUAUUGAAUAAACUUAUUUAU